Molecule: messenger RNA, 867 nt
Organism: Lodderomyces oxycetoniae
Lineage: Eukaryota; Fungi; Ascomycota; Pichiomycetes; Serinales; Debaryomycetaceae
Product: Signal recognition particle receptor subunit beta
Exons: 1
Coding region: 1-867 (288 amino acids)
Source: RefSeq, a predicted model, not a curated record
AUGGAUAAGAUAUUGCUAAUACUAUUAUCCCUAUUGGUAGGAUUUAUAAUUCUUCUAAUACAGUUCUUCUUCCAAUCGGGUGGAUUAAAGGCUAUAAAGUUGGCCAAUACAUCGCCAUAUUAUAGACCAACAUUUUUGAUCUGUGGUCCUAACAAUGCAGGAAAAACGGCGCUUUUUUAUAAACUAAUUUCAAAUGGAGAAGUUGUAACCACAGUAUCAUCUAUUGAACCUAAUUUUGCCGAUAUUUCCCUCCCUAUAGCAUCGCCCCAAGUAGGGAAGAAAUAUCAACUAAUUGAUUAUCCGGGCCACUUGAAAUAUUGGAAUUUGUUUGAAAAAUUGAUUUUACAAGAUAUCACUUUACCACAAAUCAAGGGAGUUUGCGUUGUUUUAGAUUCAAGUAGUCCCAAUUGGUCAAAGGAUAGUUUACAGGUUGAAAAGAUUAGUAAAUUUUUGUUCAAUUUAUUAGCCAUAACCGAGAGGAAACAGAAUGGAGUUGACUAUUUGUUUGCCGUUAAUAAAAGCGAUUUGUUCGACUCUUUACCAGUGCACAAGAUCCGUUCGAUUUUAGAGGUGGAGAUCAACAGGUUAAUUGAAAAUGAGAUCAGCAGUACUGAGAAGACCUCGGGGAUCGAUAUAUCCAAUGAUGAUGAAAACGAGGGAGAUAAUAUGAGCGGAAUGGGGUCUGGGUCUGUAUCACAUAGAGAAAAUUUGAGAGAGUUUUGGCUAGGUGUUAUUGGAUCAGCUAAAGAUGCUACUUUUACAUUUGAUAAACUAGAAGGCAAUAUGGAUUUCUUGAAUGGAAGUGUAUUAAAGGAUAAGAUUGAGAAAUGGGAGGAUUGGUUAGAUGAAAAAGUUGUCAACCCAUAA